UUUAUGUCUCCCUUUGCAACAGACUUCUUCAUAGCCAAAUGCAGGCAGCCCCACCCUGCGUCAUGUUUUCCAUGUUUGAAACGCCAACGCGAAACUGAUAGCAUCGCCCAAAUCGUUCGGUCUUUUUGUUUGUCCGUUGGCUCGAUGAAAGCACACAUAAGGGCAGACCAAUCCAUCGAACGGAACCGCUGACUCGAAUUCCACGCUAUUGAAUCUCUAAGCAGCAACACUUCAUCAUAAAACUUGGAGCGGGCCCAAACGGCAAUGGCCACCAAAACCUUUCCUCCCCUGACUAUGAAGGCAUGGCAACACACGACCACCUCUGGCGGGCUCGAAAAGAACCUCAAACUCAACCCCUCAGCAGUACUUCCCGUCGCGAAAGGGUCCCAACACCUAGUACAAAUAAUCGCCACCGCACUAAACCCCGCCGACUACAAAAUCGCCGAGGUUGCAAUCAUGCGCCGGUUACUCUACCCAAGAGUAGCGACUCCGGGUGUCGACUUCGCUGGCUGUAUCGUUACGCCCGCAGCCGGGUCAACGUUGAAACCAGGACAGCUCAUCUACGGGCUAGUAGGGAAAAAACCCUGGACAAAUGGUGCUCUGGGAGAGUUUUCCCUCGUGGAAGCCGGAACUUCGGCGGCACUUCCGGAAGGCGUGGACCCAGUCGACGCUGCGAGUAUCGGUAUUGCUGGCGUCACGGCCUACCAAUCCAUUGUACCGCAUGUCAAGAAAGGCGAUAGUGUAUUCAUCAAUGGUGGCUCGGGCGGUUGUGGUGUGUUCGGAAUUCAGAUCGCGAAGGCGGUGGGCUGUUAUGUGGCGACUUCGUGCUCGACUGCAAAUGUGGAAUUAUGUCGAAAUCUUGGGGCAGACGAGGUUAUAGAUUACAAGAAAGGCAGCGUGGUGGAAGCUUUGAAGGCUAGUCAAGUCAAGUUCGAUCAUGUGGUUGAUAAUGUGGGGACAACUAUGGAGUUUUACUGGCAUUGUCAAGAGUUUACCAAGCCAGAGGCAGGGUAUGUGAUGGUGGGUAGCGGGCCGGGAGUAGGUUCUGCGGCUGAGAGAUUCAAGGCGAAGAGUCUUCCGGGGUUCUUGGGAGGCGGGAAGAGGAGCUAUUCUGGAUUUUGGCCAGCAGCAAAAAUUGAGGACCUGAAGCAGAUUGGGACGUGGAUGAAGGAGGGGAAGGUUAAAGCCGUGAUUGGCGAAAAGUUUCCAUUUGAGGAGGCACCGAACGCCUUUGCGAAGCUGAAGACUGGGAGGGCGAGAGGGAAGAUUGUGGUUGAUGUUGCUUCUGAGACGUAUAGGAACGAGUGGGCGAAGUAAUUUUGGGAUUUAGCAGGGAUCUCUUGGACAAAAUUAAUCUUGCCAAAGAGUUAUAAGAUUACUUGGUGAUACCUUCAAAAGAGGCAGCAAUUUGAGAAGCUUCAAAACUGUAAAGUUAGAACAAUUUGACGAGUUAAGUUUCGAGGCUGAGCCAUAAUUUAUCAUCCUUCC
This is a messenger RNA of Hyaloscypha bicolor E, 1488 nucleotides long. Its product is annotated as putative zinc-type alcohol dehydrogenase-like protein C16A3.02c. The coding region runs from base 265 to 1317 and encodes 350 amino acids. The record is from RefSeq and is a predicted model, not a curated record. The transcript is spliced from 2 exons. Lineage: Eukaryota; Fungi; Ascomycota; Leotiomycetes; Helotiales; Hyaloscyphaceae. Gene Ontology annotation, molecular function: oxidoreductase activity.